GGCUGUGGCACAGGUUGCUUAGAAGCGCGGGGCGAGCGCCGCAGCUCCUGUGCUGCCGUGGGUUUCCUUCCCUGGAAGCACUCAUCUGAUCCCUGCAGGAAUGGCCCCGGGGCUCAGUGCUUCUCCACCAGUUGUGCUUCUGCUCCUGUCCCUGCUGGGUCUGGCUGCUGCUGGGAAGCUCCUGGUGGUGCCGGUGGACGGGAGCCACUGGCUCAGCAUGCGGGAAUUGCUGGACAUGCUCCAGCAGAAGGGACAUGAGGUGGUCGUGGUGGCACCUGAAGUCUCCCUACAAAUCAAACCAUCCAAGACCUUUGCGAUGAAAAUGUACCCGGUUCCCUUCACUCAGGAAGAGCUGGAUUCAGUUUUCAAAGGAUCAGUAAUGGAUUUAUUUCAAGGAGGAUCCUUUCUGGACAGAGUUAUUAGACAGUACCAACAGGCAAAGAAGACCUCUGCUCUGUUCUUGGCCACCUGCUCACACUUAAUUCACAACAAGGAGCUCAUCAGGUACCUUGAGGAGAGCAAGUUUGAUGCCGUCCUCACAGAUCCUGUUCUGCCCUGUGGGGCAAUACUGGCCGAGUAUCUUUCCCUACCUUCUGUGUAUUUCCUGCAGCAAGUUCCAUGUGGUUUGGAGUAUCAAGCCACCCAGUGCCCCAAUCCCCCUUCCUAUGUUCCCAGAGUAUUUACAGACCUUACAGACCACAUGACCUUUCUCCAGCGGGUGAAGAACAUGCUCUAUGACAUCCCAAACUUUUUCAUCUGCGAUGUCGUCUUCCAACCUUAUGCAGAACUGGCUUCGGAGUUGCUGAAGCGGGAGGUGACCGUGCCGGAUCUCCUGCGCCAGGCUUCCAUUUGGCUCAUGAAGCUGGACUUUGUCUUGCACUUCCCCAAACCCUUGAUGCCCAACAUGGUUUUGAUUAGUGGAGUAAAUUGUGCUUACAAGAAGCUAAGUCAGGUGGGUCCCGCUCUGUUUUCUCUUGCUGUUCCUGCAGGCUUUGGAAAUCUCGAGGAAGCUGAAACUCAACUUUCGUGUUUCCAAAGUUGGAAUCUGGAGCAAGGUGGCAGGCCGGGGGGGUCUCAGGCUGAGAAGCAGCCCCUCUGUUUGCUGGCAGAUCUAGCAAAACUUUGCCUUGGUGAUGACGGCUGA
Molecule: messenger RNA, 1144 nt
Organism: Motacilla alba alba
Lineage: Eukaryota; Metazoa; Chordata; Aves; Passeriformes; Motacillidae
Product: UDP-glucuronosyltransferase 1A1-like
Exons: 2
Coding region: 101-1144 (347 amino acids)
Molecular function (GO): UDP-glycosyltransferase activity
Source: RefSeq, a predicted model, not a curated record